AUGGACACCUCGAAUACGCCGCAGACGGUUGCGCAGGCUGUCGCCGCUGCGACUGCUGCUGCACAAGCCGCCGCGCAGGCAUCGCCAGCAGUACAACCUGUAUCACUCACACCGUCCAGCACCAUCGACAACUUGACAUGUCAGUGGCAAGGCUGCGGCGAACGUACCGACACUGCUGAAGCGCUAUACGACCAUGUCUGCGAACGCCAUGUCGGUCGCAAAAGCACAAAUAACCUCAAUCUCACUUGCCAGUGGGGCGCGUGUCGCACAACCACCGUGAAGCGCGACCACAUCACCUCUCACAUCCGCGUUCACGUACCGCUAAAGCCGCACAAGUGUGACUUCUGUGGCAAAUCAUUCAAGCGUCCACAGGAUCUCAAGAAGCACGUGAAGACUCAUGCUGAUGACAGCGUGCUGUCUGCUUCUCCCGGCCAGGGCACAAACGGCCGUUCCUCGAUGGGCGGUAGCGGCGGUCUUGGCUCGACUGGCAAGUCUCAAUCAAGUUACUACCCAAGCCACGAUAACUCCAUGCACAACCCAUACUCAGGCUACCAGACCGGACUGCCCGCUGUGAAUGGCAACGGCUACGCUCCCGCAGCACCAAACGGCCAGUAUGCUGGCUAUGGCUCCGUCAACUACCCGAACAGUGCCGCCAUGGCAGAUGUUCACAGCAUGGACACCCGACGUCGCGCAAUCGAGGCCUUGAAUGACUUCCUUGGUGAUAUCAAGCGUCGCGCGAUCAAUCCGACCACCUACUACGAUGUCGGGCACCGUCUCGGUAAUGGCAGCUCAUUACCUCUCCCUGUUGGAGGUGGGUAUAACACUGGCUACAGCGGCGGCAACAGCGGCGCUAGCUUUGGCAACCUGAACGCUGCUAGCCUUCUCGACUCUUUCAACCAGGGCAACGACAGCAUGGGUGGUGGUGGCGGUCUCGGCAGUGUGAUGUCGCAGGCCGGCUACUCGCUUCCCAUGUCGAAUGCUCGCACCAAGAACGAUCUUCAAGAUAUCGACCGCUUCCUGGAGCAGCUGCAACAGACAGUCUACGAGACUAGCAAUCACUCUGCAGCUGCUGGCGUUCAACAGCCUGGUGUCCACGCUCAAUACACAGGCGACUAUGGCUUUAGCAACCAUUACCAGGCGCCGCGUGCCAGUGGUAGCCCGCCUAGCUUCCAGCAAGGUAGCAGUGCAACAUUCGGUGCCAUGACCGCGACUUCCAUGCCAGGCAUGACAUCUUCCGCAUCUGCGAUGGAUACGCCAGCUCUCACGCCCGCGUCUGUCUCGUCGUAUAGCAGCUCUGGUCAUUCACCAAUGAGCAGCCAUGGUCGCGGCAGCAUGGGCAGCACCAACUCAAAUGCCAUGUACCCCAACUUGCCAGCCGUGACCGGCAUGUCCGACCUCGGGUCAGGCUAUCCAGUGACCACAUCGGCACCUGCGUCUGGUCUUGCCUCUGGCUUCGAUGGCAUGGACGGUCGGCGGUACAGCGGCGGCAGACUCCAACGCCAGGCUCCUAGCCAAGACACAGAGAUGCCAGACGCGGAAGAAGGUGGCAGGACGCCCAAAGCGGAGGAGCCUGCUCGCACAAAGCAAAAGGGUAACAGUAAUAUUGACCCUACACUGCGCGGCGAGGACUCUUCCGAAGGUGCGUCGACGCCUAACGCGCGAACCGAGGAGGCUGAUAAGCGUCAAGAAGACUGGGUGGAGAACAUCCGCACCAUCGAGUCUCUUCGCAAAUGGAUCUCGGAUCGUCUCACACGUGGCGAGUUCGAGCGGGAGGGCCAGGCGACAGGCGAUGUCAAGGCCGGUGCUGAUUCUGAUGCUUCUGCUGCGGCUAAGAUCCAGGCUGAGAUCACCAGAAUGGUCGCAAACAGGAUGGGCUCAGCGUCGACUCAAAGCGAGGAGAAGGCGGCUUCGGCACCAGCAGCUGAUGCCAAGUACCCAACCCUGCCAUCUGCUUGA
Molecule: messenger RNA, 1956 nt
Organism: Recurvomyces mirabilis
Lineage: Eukaryota; Fungi; Ascomycota; Dothideomycetes; Mycosphaerellales; Teratosphaeriaceae
Exons: 4
Coding region: 1-1956 (651 amino acids)
Biological process (GO): positive regulation of transcription by RNA polymerase II
Cellular component (GO): nucleus
Source: RefSeq, a predicted model, not a curated record